UUCUUCUCAUCGUAGUUUUGAUCUAUUUACUUUCUUCUUCUCAGAUAGUCAACGGACCAGUUGCAGGAUGAAAAACGACGCAACCUCCAAUCUUCCCAAGCCAAAAAGGCCUCCAGGCUCAUUUCUCGUUUUCAUGGAGGAUCAUUUCAGGAAUGAAUUUAAUUUGAAGAAUCCUAACCAGCCUGCCGGAUUUGCAAGUCAAGCAGGAGCCAAGCAGUGGAAGCAGAUGAAAGACGAUGAGAAGGCUCCUUUUCAGAGAAAGGUUAAAGAACUCGCUCUUGAGUAUUUUGAGAAGAAGCGUUGCUAUAAUAAUAUGGAGUCACAGGAAGUUAAUCCACUCCCAGAGGACGUGCAUAUGCACUCACACGAGGACCCACAGGCCGCCCCUAUCGCCGGUGCUCCCCCACGCCGUCUCCGUAGCCGCCACAUCCCUGUCGUGCCAUCCUCAUCACCACCGCCUCCCCUGAUUGUCCCCGUCGCCUCCACGACUUCGGCGUCCUCUUCUCCCCAGAGUUGCAGGAUGAAAACGGACGCAGCAAAGCCGAAUGACCCCAAUCCACAAAUGCCAAAAAGGCGUCCGGGCUCAUUUCUUAUUUUCAUGUGAGACUAACCUAUUAUUCUCAAGCUGAUUUUGUUUUUAUGCACUUCAGGAAGCAGUAAUCCCAUUUUUUUUGUAGGGAACAUUUCAGAAAGGAAUUCAAUUUGAAGAAUCCUAGGCAGCCUGCCUGGGUUUCAAGUCAAGCAGGAGCCGAAAAGUGGAAGCAAAUGAAACAAGAUGAGAAGACUCCUUUUCAGAGAAAGGCUCGAGAGCUCGCUGUCGAGUAUUUUGAGAAGAAAGGUUGCUAUAACAAUCCAGAAUCACAGGGAGUUGAUCCACUGACGCCAGCCUCAGAGAGCGUGCAGAUGCACUCAGAUAAGGAGGGUGCACUGCCACAGGUAAUAGCACUCUGAUGUUUGUGUUUUGUUGACGAGCAUUUUGUAUUAUGUAUACUAACUAGUAUUCAAUUUCUCUACACCAAAAACAAAAAGUAGUUAGAUAUUAUUUAUGGUUCCUCUUGCGGAGUUAAAGUAAGAUGGCACCGUUGCUCCUCUCCGAACCGAUCAAACCCCACCGGGGAUCUUGGGCGACUCACCAGAUCCACUCGCACCCACGGUGGUGGAUGUUACAGAUCGAGGUCUAAGAGGAUUGCGGAGCAGCGGAGAAAAAAAUUGGGGCAGGAAUCGAAGGCUCUGAUUACCAAUUGUCACGUCCCGAUCUAGAUCGGAGGCCGAUCAGAGUAGGCAGAGGAUUUGGGAGAGGGAGAUGAGAUACUUGGGGAAGGGGAUGAGCAGGGAGAAGGUUAGGUGAGGGAUACAAAAUUCAGUUCAUACUGUCCAACCCACGCGCCCUCAAGGGCUUAAGUACACAGCUCACCACACACGGCCCUUGGUCACUUACAAGCUUACAAGUGGACCCAACACAGGCCUACCUUUGGAGUUUGGACCUGGGUCCCAACUGGCAGUCACACGGCGGUGUCGCACACUGCCGCUAUGACACUUUUUUCAUGUUAACAACAGGAGUGGGAGACACACCUACAGAAUCAACACCCACAUCUCCAGAACUGUUUUCAAAACAAACAUUAAUCGCACGAGAUUCAUAAUGGGAUGAAUCCCCAGCUGCAUGUUCUCUGGCCAUAGACUCAAUCAACAAUUCAGUGUGAUUCCCCUCAUCACUAUCCUCUUAUUCAUUGGUAGGAACUUGUA
Messenger RNA from Aegilops tauschii subsp. strangulata, 1743 nucleotides. Lineage: Eukaryota; Viridiplantae; Streptophyta; Magnoliopsida; Poales; Poaceae. The record is from RefSeq and is a predicted model, not a curated record.